AUGACUAUCUUUGACGACAUCGGUGAUGCUGUCGGCAGCGCAGUCAAGGCUGUUGGCAGUACUGUUACAAGCCAGGCCACCGCGGCCCCCCGCAGAAUUGCCGUUUCUCUCGUCAACAACACCCAGCAGACAUUGACCUGGGUUGACUCUGGUGUCGAUCACGGCACCCGAGAUGCCCACGCACCCGACACAAUCGGGCCUGGCGGUACUGGAAACUGGGGUUUGAAGUCUGACGGGAUUCAGACAGGUUGUGAGGGCUGGAUGAAAUGGAGUAUUGGCGAUAACGGGCCUAUCGUGAGGCUGAAUUAUGAUAACCCAUACGUCGGGUCUAACUCUUAUUCUUACAGCGUUGAAUCGGCUCAGUAUACUAUUAAUAGGCAGGGCGGAACUAGUGAUUAUGCUACUGUUAAGUUUAUUAUGAGUAACAAGUAG
Molecule: messenger RNA, 432 nt
Organism: Fusarium fujikuroi IMI 58289
Lineage: Eukaryota; Fungi; Ascomycota; Sordariomycetes; Hypocreales; Nectriaceae
Exons: 1
Coding region: 1-432 (143 amino acids)
Biological process (GO): symbiont-mediated hemolysis of host erythrocyte
Source: RefSeq, a predicted model, not a curated record